Messenger RNA from Thrips palmi, 2377 nucleotides. RefSeq lists its product as uncharacterized. The transcript has 6 exons. The coding region runs from base 40 to 1770 and encodes 576 amino acids. The record is from RefSeq and is a predicted model, not a curated record. NCBI's taxonomy places the organism in Eukaryota, Metazoa, Arthropoda, Insecta, Thysanoptera, Thripidae.
AAGCCGCACUCUGGUGCUCUCCUCCGCGCCGCCGACAUCAUGGACGCUCAGCGACAGUUGCACUGGGCCGUGGCCCUGGCCGCCCUCGUGGUCUGCGGCGCCGUGCCCGCCCAGAGGGAAGUCUUCUACAACCAGCCCUACCCCGCGUUCUACAGCCCGCAGUACCAGGCCUACCAGCCGCAGCAGUACCAGCCCUUCCAGGCGUACCAACAGCCGCUGCAGGUAAGGUCCGCCGUGCCGGCCGUGCCCCAGUACCAGCAGUACCAGCAGCAGCAAUUCCCGCAGUACCCGUACCAGCGCGUGCUGGUGUACAACCCCGCCGCUGGCCAGGUCGGCCAGGUGGGCCAAGCUGCCUACCCGCAGCACCUGCCCGCCGGCGUGUACAACCUCCCCGCCGGGUCGUUCCUGCCGCUGCCCCUCCGCGCCGAGGGUGAGACCGGCGGCAGCACCGGCGGAUUCCCCUGGGGCAACCCCUCCGAGUACCUCACCGUCCUGCAGAACUACUGGCAGAACUUCUCCACCACGGGCACCUUCAGCGGGAAGCCCCCGGCGGAGGCCGCUGGCGCCAACCCGACUCCAGCGGAAUCUCCCGCCGAGCCCACCGCCCCCUCCGCUUCUUCGGAGGGUGCCAAGAAGCCAGAGGCCCCCGCCAUGCCCGCCGCCCCGGAGAUGCCCGCCGCCGCCCCCGCGAUGACCGAGACCCCCGUCAGCACGGCCCAGCGCUUCCUCGUCGUGUCCCAGCCGCAGGUCGUGGCCAACCCCGCGGCGCUGCCCAGCGCCUCCAACGGCGCCGUCUCCACCUACCUCCUCCUCCGCAACGAGCCCUUCUACGGCUUCUCGGCGCCACAGCAGCAGGAGCCCAACCUGCGCGUGCAGCCCGGCCAGCCGCAGCAGCAGACCGUGCUGCCGUCCGCGUCCGGCCCCAUGAUCCUGGUGCGCACCGCCGACAACAAGUACGGGCUGGCCGCCGCCUCCAACCCCACGCAGGUCAUCGUGUCCGGCGAGGGCAUCCGCGCGCGCGACGACGUGCAGGUGUCCGGACCGGGCAGCCAGGGCCUGGCCUUCCAGAGGUUCCUCGUGGCGCGCCAGGGACAGCAGGCGCCCGGCUUCUACCCCGCCCCUCACCCUGGCGUGGUGCACUCCCUGACCGACGAGUCCAUCGCCGUGGAGGCGCUGAGGGACGCGACCAACUCGUCUGAGGCGGAGACUCCCGCCCCCGCCGCCACGACCGCGGCGCCGACCGCCAACAACGACGAGGAGGUCGUGGACUCGGACGAGAAGCCAGUGUCGAUCGCCCAGGUACGGUCUGGCGUGCAGCAGGACGGGCAGGACGAGAAGGGAACCUCCCCCGUGGUCGUGGUGCCGGUGACGGUCGCCCUGGCGACGCGCGGCGAGAAGGACACCCCCAACGCCGUGGCCCCAGCCUCGACGGGCAAGGACGGCGGCAAGGACGACGUGUUCCUCGAGGCUCUCGUCCUGGGAGAGGGGGUGCUCGACAACGGCGCCGCGGCCUUGGACAAGGCGCAGUGGGAAGAGCUGCACAAGCGUUUCGGCCCCGACGUGGCCGUCAUCCUGAUGGACGGCGCCGACAGUGGCGUUGACGGGGAGGGUGUUGACGGGCAGGGCCGACGCCGCCCGCUGUCGAUCAUCAGGCGGGUCGUGAUCCGGAUGGGCACGCUGGCGUACAACCAGCUCAUCAAGCCGCAGCUGCCCUUCGGCGGCGCGGGGCUGGGCGCGCUGGGCACCACCGGGGGGCUGCUGCUGGGGUAGCUGCAGCAGUGCAGCGUGCUGCAGGGGUAGGCGUUCACGGGGUGCUCGAGGGACAAGUUGUGCUCGGGCGGAUGCUUUUUGAAUCUGAAUGUGAAUGUUUGGUUCCGGCCUUGCGGGCGGCACGCGGGUCCGGCCGGGGCACGGCAGCUCCGGACAAUGUAGCACACCAUAGCGGUGAGUCGAGAUAAAACGAAAUAACUGGAAUGGUAAUGAAAAUGGUAUGGAAUCAUGUCUUCCGCACGCAGAUUCAACAAGGAGGAGAUUCGUUCUUACUUCCCUCUUCACAUAACACCGGCCUGAUUCUGAUGUGUUCUUUUGGCGUCUGGUGCGAUGAAGUGGUUUAACGACCAUGUAUAUACCCUGUACUAAUAACCAAAAGUAACCGCAUCUUGCUUCUUGUGUGAGCGUCCUCACUUGAAUCCCUUUCUUCCCCGUUAGCGGGUGAGUGGGUGCCGACAGGCCUGACCUUUCACGAGAAACGAGUACCGCAGUAGUUGGCCUGCGAACAGCGCUUUUGUCUUUCUCGCUCUCCAACGGGACGCCCCGCGAGUGCGACAGAGACAGGGCGGCGAAAGCGCUGUUGGGUCUGCGGCGUCACCGUCUCCCC